This is a messenger RNA of Carassius carassius (crucian carp), 987 nucleotides long. It is a transcript of the gene sfrp2l, whose product is annotated as secreted frizzled-related protein 2 like. The coding region runs from base 40 to 969 and encodes 309 amino acids. Gene Ontology annotation, biological process: non-canonical Wnt signaling pathway; negative regulation of canonical Wnt signaling pathway; canonical Wnt signaling pathway. Lineage: Eukaryota; Metazoa; Chordata; Actinopteri; Cypriniformes; Cyprinidae. The transcript has 3 exons. Gene Ontology annotation, molecular function: Wnt-protein binding. The record is from RefSeq and is a predicted model, not a curated record.
CUCACACACACAGACUGUGUUUGCACGUGCGUCUCCAUCAUGUUUAAUCUUCAUUCUCUGUGUGUGAUCGUGCUGCUGGUUUCCAGCGCGUCCAGAGCUGAUGAAGGUGCUGCUGCUGAUGAUGAUGAUGAAGGUCUGAAAGCACACCCAGUGUCUGACUUCGUCACGUUGACGGAGCUCGGCACCGUGCGCUCGGCGUGUAAACCGGUUCCGAACACGAUGGGUCUGUGUUUCGGGAUCGGUUACGGAGAGAUGCGCCUACCGAACCUGCUGGGUCACGACAGCGCGAGGGAAGCGCAGCAGCAGUCCGCCGCCUGGAUGCCUCUGCUGGGCAAGCACUGUCACCCGGACACGCGGCGCUUCCUCUGCUCGCUCUUCGCGCCCGUGUGUUUACCGGGGGUCACGGCUCCGGUGCGCCCGUGUCGGGGUCUCUGUGAGGCGGUGCGGGACGCGUGUCUGCCCGUCAUGAGCGCGUUCGGGUUUCCGUGGCCGGAGAUGUUCAACUGCAGCCGGUUUCCAGAUGGAUCGGAGCUCUGCAUCCCCGGAGAAAGAGACCCGACCCGAGAUGAAGCCACCGACGCGAUCAGAGGUUCUGCAGUGUGUGAAGUCUGCAGUCCAGACUCAGGAGGAGAGCAGGAGAUCCAGCAGGACUUCUGCAAGAGUCAGUUUGCGUUCAGACUGCGGAUCGGCUCCUGGUCUCUGGUCGGGACAGAUGUGCGUGUGGUUCCUCAGGGACGCAGUCGUGUUCUCCGCUGGGCCGGUGGGCCACGGACUGCGAUGGAGCAGAGCACCCUCUGGCUUCCACACAGAUGCUCCUGUCCUGCGCUGGAGGGCCAGCACACGGGCUCCUACCUCGCCCUGGGUCACAUGCAGAGUGGACGCAUGCUCCUCAGAAGACUCCUCAAAUGGUCCCGUGAUGAGAAAGAGCUGAAAAAGUUCAUCAGGAUGCUGCUGAGACAAAACUGCUGAGACACGAUUAAUGGACAA